Molecule: messenger RNA, 870 nt
Organism: Orbilia oligospora ATCC 24927
Lineage: Eukaryota; Fungi; Ascomycota; Orbiliomycetes; Orbiliales; Orbiliaceae
Exons: 2
Coding region: 1-870 (289 amino acids)
Source: RefSeq, a predicted model, not a curated record
AUGUACUCUUUACGAGCGACUGUAUUGCUCGCAAUCUUCGGUCUAACCGUCUCUCAACCGCCAGUCGAGGACCGGGUUUAUCCCUUAAACGCCACAGGCGCACGAAGAUUCCCGGCACCUGACUAUUUAACCCAUCUCAAUCCCGCAGAAUGGACGGCCCGUGUCGCCCUCACUAGAGAUGAUUACUUCGAAGGAGACAACUAUCGUACCGCUACUUGGCUAGAUACUCCAACUAAUGUCCCCGUGAACGGAUCCUUUGUGAUUCGAGACGUCUGCCUUUUCAUGCCAAUGCCAAAAAUAAAGCGAACCGAAGAUAUCGACUACUCGAAGGGUGAGAACGGGUGUAAUGAUGUUCUUGGAGGGGAAUGUGUGGCAAAACUUAAGAGUUUCCUGUCGACACAGUAUGAAGCACGCACGGCUCAAAACGGUACUAUGAAUUGUAACUCUACUCGGAACGUGGGAUCUUGGCGUCAGUAUAUUUAUAAUAUUUGUCCAAUUUACGAAGAGGCUGGGGGUAGUGGAUUUUCAUUUAAACAGUUAAUACCUUCGAAUCAUGAAGCUGGAAAUCCACUACAUGGUGACGGAGAGACGCGUUGGAUCGCUAUGGCCACACCCAGAAAUACAACUGACGUAUCGCCGGAGGAGCAAUACGACGAAGUCAGCCAAUAUGUCUUCACAUAUACCCUCAUUUCUGGACCGGAAUACGAGAAUCCAGGCGAGAAGCCCACCGUAGAAGUGGUAUGUGUAAAGGCUGAAAAUGUGGUUGAGGGAUCCCGAGAGCUUCCAAGUUCAGCCAGUUUUCUAGGCGUUGAGCGGCAGGUGUUCAUGGUGACCUUUGGAUUUAUGGUUAUUAGUGUUUUGUUCCUUUAA